AUGCCAGCGUACAACCCCUACACGCUGUACAUCCCCUCUCCGACGAUGCAGCAGUCCCAGUCCACGGCUGUCGAGGAUCAUAAGGUGGUCUGUGUGCAUGCACCAGAGCCAUACGGCUCAACCAUAAAUAUGAAUUCGAUUUUUGGAGGGUCGGUGGGGUCUCCAACUAACUCGCACACUCCCCUCGUCUCGCCAACGUACAUCGCAAGUCGCCCAUCCUCGUUAGGCAAUCCCCGACCUCUCCACCCACAUUCCUGCAUACCACUGCCACCACUAUCCCUCUACGGCACCUCAAUCAACCCAUUACUUAAAAGAGGGACGAUCCCACCAAUCAAAUAUGACAUCCGCUCGCCGCCGUCGUUCGCGACAAGUCGUCGUCACCUCGUCGACGACGACCGGUGGCGGCAUGAGAGGGCAUCAAACCCGAAUCUAGGGUCUCUGACCAUCCGCACGGCACUCGCCAGCAAGCCCGUCGUUGUGUUCCCAUCGAGGAUCGUCGAUGGGGUCGUCACUGUGCAAGACGUGCUUCUUGCAGUGCACUACGCGCUGCGAGCUAGUGCCUUGGACGAUCAGCAUCGUCGACGAGCAGAGUUGUGGCGGCAGGGCGCUCCUAGGUCGUAUCAUCCUUCUGAAGAUUACGAGGCCAUCGAUGUGGCUUUUGGAUGCUAUGGAUGGGCUGGAUUGACGCAGAGCCCGACGGAGGGCGAUGUUUGGAUUCUGAAGACGACUACAGAAAAUUCCCACGAAUUACGAGGACUUAGCCAAAUUUCGCUGAGCUUUGAACUUUGCGAGACGUUUGGUAUUCCAUUCCUCCACCCAUUCCAGAUCGAAACGGGCCAAAACAUCUUACAAAAACGCAGCACAAUCCUUGACGUACCAACCAGGUCCGGCAAGACGCUUGCGUUUUUCUACGCGCUUUUCUACUACUGGUGGCCUGGGAAUACCGAACGCGACUCCUGCCAGAAGAAGAUCAUAGUCAUCAUCAGUCCACUUGUUGCGUUGAUGCAAGCACAGGCCAUGAAAGCUAGAUCUUGA
Messenger RNA from Laccaria bicolor S238N-H82, 1035 nucleotides. RefSeq lists its product as uncharacterized. The transcript has 5 exons. The record is from RefSeq and is a predicted model, not a curated record. Bases 1 to 1035 code for a protein of 344 amino acids. Gene Ontology annotation, molecular function: ATP binding; nucleic acid binding. Lineage: Eukaryota; Fungi; Basidiomycota; Agaricomycetes; Agaricales; Hydnangiaceae.